AUGUUACUACUACUCGUGAAGCAUUUUGAAAUAAACCCCAGUAGUUGCGCCGCCCGGCUCUCAGCAGCCAUGAGAUCCAGCUCGGCAACUCGGCAAGUUCCGCAUGCGAGGUUCAGUACCCUCACCUCGAGUCGCCUGGCUUCUCAGCUCGACUCCAUUAAUGGCAUGCUCUGCCAACGAGGCUCAAAGCUCUCAACCUUUGCCUAUAUGAAUCCACGUGAUGCUUUCCCGCGUGAUGUACUUAUGAUCGCUGGCAGCCAAGCCCGAUCCAUUCCACGCGAUGCUCUCCCACGUGAUUUAUCUACAAUCGUUAGCAGCCAGGCCCGAUCCAUUCCACGUGAUGCUCUCUCGCGUGAUUUAUCUACGAUCGCUGGCAACCAAGCUCGAUCUGUUCCACUCAAUGCUUUCCCGUGUAACAUCUCCAUGAAUGUUGGCUGCUAA
This is a messenger RNA of Lactuca saligna, 441 nucleotides long. NCBI's taxonomy places the organism in Eukaryota, Viridiplantae, Streptophyta, Magnoliopsida, Asterales, Asteraceae. The record is from the annotation of a GenBank genome assembly.